GGAUUCCUUCAGUUACCUUGCUAGGUUGUAUAAUCAAACAUGGCGGCGUCCAUGGUUUGCCGCAGAUCUUUGCAAAAUCUCAAGAGAUUUUGCUUCAGAAAAACUUUUAUUCGUCAGUUUGGCGACAGAAAAAAUUCUUCCACAGGAGCCUAUUUCAUUUUCAUACCAGAGGUUCCUAAAGACACAGCGGAAACUAACCCUAUUAUGAGACUGGAAGAAUUUCCAAAAUUUACUGAACUAAAUCCUUCAAACAUUGUCAGUGGUUGUGCUAAAUUGUCACAAGAAUUUGAUUCAAAGUUGGACAAAUAUGUUGAUGAAGUUAUUGUUUCAAAGAAAGAAGUAUCAUUUAAGCAGUUAUUCAAUUUCGUGGAAAGAAUUAUCAUACCACUCCAGUAUGCUGAAAAUCAGGCAAAUAUUCUGCGCCUGGUUAAUCUAGUGAAAUAUACGAAGAAUAUGUUUGAUAGAGUUUCCAGUCAAGCUGAAAGAUCAAGGAAUCAAAGAUUUGUCAACAAAGAAUUAUAUCAAAUUCUCAAGGAGAUCAAUGCUAAACGAGACAAAUUAAGUGCUGAAGAGCAGCGAUUACUUGACAUGUAUAUGCGUGAGUGCCGACUUGCCGGUGCCGAAUCUGAUGAGAAGGGAGAAGCACUAUUGAUGGAAUGCUACAAGAUAAUCAGUCAAAAAGAGGAGGAAUUUCUGGAGAAGUCAAUCUAUCACAAAUCGUUGUUUGCCUUGGAGCUUGGACCAGGAAUGUGGGAUCUUGCCAAACAGUUACCACAACAUGUGAGACUCUCAAUAGCUGUAGAUAAGACACAGCCAGACAAAGGGCCGUGGAAAGUUAGCUUGCUAUCGUAUGUGUACGAAAGUUUUUUGGAGAUGUGUCCGCGUAGAGACUAUCGUUAUAAAGUGUGGAACUCGUUCCAUACAGUAGGAACAAAUCUAACAACAGAUAUCAGACUGCAUACUUAUGAAGUUAUUAAUGAGAUACGGCAGUGCAGGGGUGAUAUCGCAACAACUCUAGGGUAUAAGAAUUUUGCUGAGAUGUCAGUGCAAACUUUGAUGGCUGGAAAUGUGAAAACAGUUUUUAAUAUGUUAGAUGUCUGCAGAAAUGCCUUCCUGCCAAAAGCAAGGGAUGAUUUACAAGCUUUACAGGAGUUUGCUAAAGACAAGGGUAUGAAGGUAGACCUUAAACAGUGGGAUAUUCCAUUCUAUAGAAGGUUGCAGGCUGAUGCACUGUACAAAGUAACAAAGAUAGACAGACAAGGAUAUUUUUCAAUGGAGAAUGUUAUAACUACCAUGUUAAACCUCAGUGAAAAACUCUUCCAAAUCAAAUUUCAGAGAGUCCAUCCAGGAUCUGUAGAUACCUGGAAUAAUGAUGUCAUUGUAUUUGAUGUCUAUAACACAGAUGGGUCAUAUAUAUCUAGAUUCUACAUUGAUCCUUAUGCCAGAAGGGAGAGUAAAAUCAGAACAAACUCUAAUGAAAUUUGUAGAGAUCGCAGUGAAAUAGUGAAUGUUACACCAAUAUCAGUUCUACUUCUGACCUUGAAUAAAAUCACAUUUCCUGGAGUGCCAACUUUGAUGUCUUUCAGAGAAGUUUUAACAAUGUUUUAUGAGUUUGGCAAUACACUACAACAGAUGUUGACAACAUGUAAGUACAGUGAGGUGUCAGGACAGAGGAACAUUGAGGUAGAUGCUGUACAUGUAUGUAGUUAUGUGAUGAAGAUGUUUGCCAUGCAGCCACAUGUUAUACACGAGAUGAGUGAACACUACCAGACCAAACAAAAACUUACAGAGGAUGAAAUAUCCAGACUUAUACAAUGUCAAAAUCUUCUGGUUUCAUAUGACUUCUGUCAUGAAUUAUACAGAAGUGCCUUUGAUUUAGAAAGUCAUUUACAGCCAGAGAAGUUCCAUAAGGAUGUACAGAAGGAGAUGUAUAAUUUGUUUAUGCCGUUAGAAAUUCACAAUGAGGAUUGGAUCUGGUGCUCAGACCCGGUACUCUGGAUCGGUCGAUCACAUGCAGCUGCCUAUUACCAGAACAUCUGGUCAGAGAUGUUGGCUGCAAACAUAUUUGAAGAGUUUGAGAAAGGAGGUAUAGAUAAUGAAAAACAUAUCUCCAAAGUUGGGAAAAGGUUUCGUGAUACAUACCUAUCAUUAGGUGGA
Ruditapes philippinarum (Manila clam) is the source of this 2157-nucleotide messenger RNA. RefSeq lists its product as uncharacterized. Lineage: Eukaryota; Metazoa; Mollusca; Bivalvia; Venerida; Veneridae. The record is from RefSeq and is a predicted model, not a curated record. Gene Ontology annotation, biological process: proteolysis; peptide metabolic process. Gene Ontology annotation, molecular function: metalloendopeptidase activity.